Messenger RNA from Eleginops maclovinus (Patagonian blennie), 1189 nucleotides. RefSeq names its product FXYD domain containing ion transport regulator 3 (gene fxyd3). Gene Ontology annotation, molecular function: sodium channel regulator activity. Gene Ontology annotation, biological process: regulation of sodium ion transmembrane transporter activity. Gene Ontology annotation, cellular component: membrane. The record is from RefSeq and is a predicted model, not a curated record. NCBI's taxonomy places the organism in Eukaryota, Metazoa, Chordata, Actinopteri, Perciformes, Eleginopidae. The coding region runs from base 274 to 540 and encodes 88 amino acids. The transcript is spliced from 8 exons.
UUAGGCUUUCUGCUCUCCUGCUGCCAGCCAAAAAACAGAAACCGACCCCCGACCAGGACUCACGGACAAAACUCUAGCGUUUCAAACUCAACCCCCUUUCGUAAAACCCAACCAACCUGUAGAGUGCCAGUGUUAAGGAAGGUAGGGUGUUGGCGUGCUGUGUGGAGGAAAGUCGCUGUUUCUGUCUCACAUAUCCGCCUUCUUGAGAUAAAUUUCCUCGUUUUAUACGCCCUAAACACAACUCGUGGGAGGUAAACAGACUCAAGCGUGAAGAUGGCAAAGAUCUGUGCUUUGGUGUUGAUGACACUUGUGUCGGUGGGGUUCGCAGAAGAAGCAAAAAUGGAAGAGGAUCCAUUUACCUUCGACUACCACCAACUGCGUGUCGGAGGUCUGAUUCUUGCUGCUGUCCUCUGUCUCAUUGGCAUCACCAUCCUGUUCAGUGGCCACUGCAGGUGCAAGUUCAACCAGGACAAGAGAGCGAGGACAGGAAGCAAUGCUCAGCAGAUGCUUGCCGACCAAGGUCGUUCCUGCGAAUGCUAGAUGUCGACUGCGCACACCGACUUCCCAUACCUGCAACCAUCAGAUAACACGGAGGGUGAGAAGCGGGAUUUGACACAUCCAACGAAAGGCUUUUGUUUCACUGUUAGAGAGCAACAGAGAGUAGUCUGUGUACGGCUGUGAGGUGUGAUGCUUUCUGCCUUACAACUGAGCUACUGAUCUGCAACAUGCACCUUCAUUCACACACACUCUAUACACACAAUGUUUCACUUUCAUUUCAAUCUACAGAACAAUUGAUUUAGAAAUUGAAAAGGCUAUGACACAAAUAAACUGUCAAAUGAAUCUGGUUGAUUAAGCUGAAAGUGACCUCAUACAACCGUUAAACUAUUUUACCAAAAGAUUCCUUAAGUGUCCACAUGCUGUAGUUCUCUACUGCUGUCUACUCUGUGUGUAAGGUCAAACAUCGAUGUAGACAUUAGUCGCUUAUUGUGCCCAACCUAACACUCUGUCCAUGCUUUCAUGUCACAUAUAUUAAAUCCACAUAUUCAUGAGUGUGUAAAAUGUUGUUGAUUAAUCAUAAUAAUCAGUUAAUUCCCAUGUUUAGCUUUAUGAAAGAGAGUAGUGGAUUGUACUGUUCAGGAAUACAGAAAAACUCUGUCAUGUUUCUAUAAAAGAACGUUGAAACAAACAA